AUGUUCUUCUGGUUCUCCGAGAUAUUUGUUUGGCUGUUGAGCAGCAAAAAAUCUGCCAAGACUUUUUCUCUGCUGACAAUUUUUUUGUUCGAUCCAAGCUUCAUCAAAUCUUCAAGGAAGCAACCAAAUCGACUUUAUCACCACCAAUUAAGCUGCCAACGCCAUCAGUCUUACUUCCAACGAUACACACCCUUCACAAUGGCUGGUGGUGCAAUGAAAUAUCGACAUUUGGGGCGCAAGUCCUCACACCGACGGGCCCUGCUUCGAAAUCUAGUCACGUCUCUCUUCACACAUGAGUCGAUAACAACGACAUGGCCCAAGGCAAAAGAGGCUCAACGGCUGGCGGAGAAGCUGAUUACGCUUGGAAAGAAGAAUACAGAGGCCAGCCGGAACAGGGCGAUGACUUAUUUCUUUGCACCACAUAAGAUGCUACCAAAACUGUUUGGCCCUCUUCGAGAACGAUAUAUGGAUCGACCAGGUGGCUACACCCGAGUACUGCGCAUUGAGCCCAAGAAAUCAGACCAAGCCCCCUCCGCCAUUCUCGAGCUGGUGGAUGGCAAGCGAGAUAUGCGAUUUGCCAUGACUGCCAGAACACUUGCUCACCAGCGAGCUUUGGGAGAAGAAGAAAUGAAUGAAAUCACAGCGAAGAACGUGGAGAAGGUGACUAGGUUUAGACCUGACGGACAAGCCGUGCUGGAGAAGGAAGUGGAAAGGUUAUUCAACGAGAAGAAAGGCCGUCAAAGCUGA
This is a messenger RNA of Trichophyton benhamiae CBS 112371, 747 nucleotides long. RefSeq lists its product as uncharacterized. NCBI's taxonomy places the organism in Eukaryota, Fungi, Ascomycota, Eurotiomycetes, Onygenales, Arthrodermataceae. The transcript is spliced from 2 exons. Gene Ontology annotation, molecular function: structural constituent of ribosome. The record is from RefSeq and is a predicted model, not a curated record. Gene Ontology annotation, biological process: translation. The coding region runs from base 1 to 747 and encodes 248 amino acids. Gene Ontology annotation, cellular component: ribosome; mitochondrial large ribosomal subunit.